GAGGUCUUCCCCGACGAUUACGAUCCUUAUGAGGGAGCUCCAGCGACUCCGAUCGAGGCACAACCUCUUAUCCAUGUACAUGACACCGAGUCGCAGGGUGAGAUUCUGUCCAUAGAGGCACAACCUGCAGUGGUUAAGAGUCGGAAGAGGAAGAGAAAGCCUCCUGUAUGGUUCGGUGACUAUACGGAGAUGAAGAGGAGACAUAGGCCAUCUUCGACUUUUGAUCCCCUGGAGCCACCGGAUGAGAAAUUGUUAACCACUUUCCGAAAGUGGUGUGUUGGACUCAUUCCGAACCACCGACUUCGGGAUUUGAGAAGUGGUAAUUACGGUCCAGGAUUCUUUUGGAUAAUGCUCACACCAAAGGAAUGGCUUACAGAUGACGUAAGUAAAGUAUUUUAUAAUAUUACUUCACUUUACAACUUUAUGUGCAAUUAAUAUAUUUUUUUGUCUAACUGACAUUUCCCUUUAUAUGCAGCAUAUAGAUGCAGCAAUGCAUAUGCUGAGGAGGCGACGCACCGACUAUCCACUGACAUUUCCUCAGAAGUGUAUCAUUCUCUCCACAUUCCUGACCGCCAUGAUCAGCAGUGCAUGGACGAGCCACAAGGGUCCGAGGAAAAACUUUAAAUGGGAGGAAUAUAUCCUGGACUACUGCACAGGGGCUCAUAAGUCCCAAGUCUUUGAGAGAUGGAGGGGUAACGAGUUUAUUUACUUCGUUCUGAACCUUCCCACGGCAAGACACUGGGUCACAGUUGAAGUCGACAUAGAGCUGUGGAAAAUUAAUGUCUACGACUGUGAUUCCAGUGUCUGUCAUUGGACCGCCAUGGAACCCAUCAUGAAGGUUUGGGCAGAACUGCUGCCCUCGCUAAUCCUUGCAACCGGGGAAUUUCCACAUAACAACCAGAUCAUGGCGUUAGCUAACGGUGACAUCACGGUGCUUCCAAAAAUGCACGCGACUCGAGCCACUCACGACUUAGUUUCGAAGUCGCAAACUGAGUACAUAGCGAUAAAAAAAAAGAACGGCAAAUUCCCCAUCCUAACUCCUGAAGAGCUGAAGCAGGAGCCUGAUGUUGGCAUAGUUACUCCUGCAAUGCAGAAAGUUUUGGACGCCGCUCGAGCUUUCGAAAGAGAACGAAAUGGUAACGAGUUCAGUGGUGCGGAUAGAGUGAUCGAACAUAAUCCUGGGGUUUCAGUUGUUGCUAUUAAGAAUGUGACUAUCAAUGAUAAUUUCUUUACCCUAUGCAAAUACUAUUUUACUCAAAUAUUAAAGAUUGAGUCUCCCCAAUGA
This is a messenger RNA of Cannabis sativa, 1285 nucleotides long. RefSeq lists its product as uncharacterized. Gene Ontology annotation, molecular function: cysteine-type peptidase activity. The record is from RefSeq and is a predicted model, not a curated record. Gene Ontology annotation, biological process: proteolysis. The transcript is spliced from 4 exons. Bases 470 to 1285 code for a protein of 271 amino acids. Lineage: Eukaryota; Viridiplantae; Streptophyta; Magnoliopsida; Rosales; Cannabaceae.